AUGUUCGACGCUGGCGGCGAGGCUACGAGGAGCGAGGCUGACAUGGUGACGCUAGUGGACACGCUCCAACGCCUCGGCAUCGACAACCACUUCCGCCAGGAGCAAGAGUAUAUAACACACAAGUACGCUACCUUGACAGAUGUAUUCGACAGAUUCAGAGAUGAAAGGACCGGCAGUUUCAUUGAAAGUCUGGCCAGUGAUCCGAGGGGCUUUCUGAGCCUAUACAACGCGGCUCACAUGGCAACACCUGGCGAGCAGGCCCUCGACGAAGCCAUCUCCUUCUCCAGGCGUCACCUUGCGUCCAUGAAAGGCAGGCUCCCGUCGCCACUGGAAGAGCAAGUGUCCCGUGCCCUCGACAUCCCUCUCGCACGCCUGCCAAAGCGGCUGGAGACGAUGCACUACGUCGUAGAGUAUGGCAAAGAAGAGGGGCACGACGCCGUGCUCUUGGAGCUCGCGAGGCUGGACUUUGACUUGCUCAGGUUUCUUCACCUCAGGGAGCUAAAGGACCUGUCAUUGUGGUGGAAGGAUCUCUGUGGCAAUGUGAAACUAAACUACGCCCGAGACCGGCUAGUGGAGAACUACUUCUGGACGUGUGGGGUGUUCCAUGAGGAGGAAUACUCUCGUGCGCGAAUGCUGUUUGCCAAGACAUUUGGGUUGCUGUCCUUGAUGGAUGACACGUACGAUGUGUAUGCUACAUUAGAGGAAUGCCAUAUACUCAACGAUGCUAUACAGAGAUGGGAUGAAACCACUGCUUCCAUUCUUCCAGAGUACAUGAAAAUGUUCUACAUCAAUCUUGUGAGGAACUUUCAAGAGUUUGAGCAUAGUUUGCAGCCAAAUGAGAAGUACCGCGUAUCCUAUGCAAAGCAAGCGUUUAAACUGUCAUCAAAGUACUAUCUGGACGAGGCCAAAUGGUGCAGUGACAUGGCGACCAGGGAGGCGUUCCAGUGGGCGAUCGGCGUCCCGGACGUGGUCACCGCCAGUGGAGAGGUCGCUCGUUUCCUCAACGACAUCGCUUCGUACAAGAAGGGGAAGAACAAGAAGGACGUGGCAAGCUCCGUGGAAUGCUACGCCAAGGAGCAUGGCACGUCAGGGGAGGAGGCGGUGACCGCGAUCGCGGGGAUGGCGGAGCACGCGUGGAGAACAAUUAACCGGUCGUGCAUGGAGAUGGAUAGCGCGCUGUUGCCGGCCGCGCAGCUGGUGGUGAACCUGACCAAGACGCUGGAGGUCAUAUACCUUGGCGGCAGAGAUGCCUACACCUUUGCUGCCGACCUCAAGGAUCUCCUCGUCUCCCUCUUUCUCAACGGCCCUACUGUUUGA
This is a messenger RNA of Miscanthus lutarioriparius, 1317 nucleotides long. Lineage: Eukaryota; Viridiplantae; Streptophyta; Magnoliopsida; Poales; Poaceae. The record is from the annotation of a GenBank genome assembly.